Messenger RNA from Bombus pyrosoma, 2967 nucleotides. Its product is annotated as DNA helicase MCM8-like. Lineage: Eukaryota; Metazoa; Arthropoda; Insecta; Hymenoptera; Apidae. The record is from RefSeq and is a predicted model, not a curated record. Bases 454 to 2832 code for a protein of 792 amino acids. Gene Ontology annotation, molecular function: ATP binding; single-stranded DNA binding; single-stranded DNA helicase activity. The transcript has 14 exons. Gene Ontology annotation, cellular component: nucleus; MCM complex.
CUGUGAUUAAAGCCUGCUUUCCAUUUGCGACUAGUCGCGCAAGACGACAAAACCUAUUGUCGAAUAUGACAUAAUUUUCAUCAGACGACAGAGCAGUCUUGUGAGACUAUAAAACAUGGAUGUGGAAUAUAUACGUGCUAUACCCACAUGCAGAACAAUCGCGUUACUGAACGUCAUUUUGCUGCUAGAAUGUACGAUUAGUCACAAGUGGAAAAGAGCCCUAAUUCCUUUCAAAGUGUUUUAUAGCUGUCAAUUAAUGUAAACAGUGAAGCGGCAAUAAGUGGGAAAAUCAGUCAUAGUCUAUUUAUAUAAUAUAUGUUAGUAAAUUUCAAAAGUGACAAAUUAUAUAUGGAUCUAUAAUGUAUGAAUGAAAUGUAGGGAUUGGAAUAGAAUAUAUUCUGUAGCUAAAACUUUAUAGUAAUUUUAAUGGAGAUUUAUUAGAUAUUUGUAAUUAUGACUAAUAGAAAACCGAACAAUUUUUAUAAGAACAAAUGGUAUCUUGGUAAAAAGAAGUCAUCAAAAUCUAAAAAGAAUUACAAUGACAAUCAAAAUGAUGAAAAGAAAUAUCAACGUUUGGACCCUAUUGAAACAUAUAAUUUAUUAAACGUAGAUAAUACUUACGUAGAUUUCAAUAUUCCAUAUUAUGGAUGGAAGCUAUUUUUUUCUGAUGAAGUUUAUAAAAAUGAUUCUGAUACUGUUAAAAAAAUACAAAUAGCAGAAAGAUUUAUAAAUAGACAUCAACGAUUGUCAACAUUACUUUCGUUGGAAAAUUUAGAAAAUGGCAUAAUUUUUAUUAUUGACAUAUGUGAAUUAUACAAUGAUAAAAUUUUUAUGGAUGAAUGGUCUGAUUUUAAGAAAGAUAUAUAUGAAAAUCCAUUGCAUAUCUUAAAUUCUUUUAAAUUGGCUGUACAUCAGCAAAUUUUAAAUACAGUACCACGAGAAAAUCUAAGCUCUGCAAAUAUUAUAAGUACACUUUCUACUGUUAGAAUAAAAAUAUUAAAUUAUCAACCGAUUAUGUGUUUGCAAGAUUUGAAAGCAAAUUCUUACGGGAGAUUAGUAUCAAUUAGAGGCUGUGUAAUAAGAGUAGGCCACAUAAAACAUCUUGCGCAAUGGAUUAUGUUCGCUUGUCGUAAAUGUAAUUUACAGAAAAUAGUGAAACAGCCAUUAGGAGUUUAUACAGUUCCAAGAAUAUGUAAUACAUGUGGCAUAUCUAAAUUUCGUGUGAUAUUAGAUUCAUCAUUGGUGAAAAGUAUCUCAUUUCAAACAAUUAAAAUACAAGAAAUUUCCAAUAACGAUCAGAACAGUAAAGGAAGUAUGCCUAGAAUGAUUGAUAUCGAAUUAAUGGAUGACUUAGUCAAUACUUGUAUGCCUGGAGAUGAUAUUACUUUAACAGGAAUUAUAAAGGGUAAUAAUAAUGCAAAGUCUCGAAAUAAAAUUUCAUUUUCUUUGUACAUGGAAGCUAUUACGAUAAUUAAUAAUAAACAAAGACUUCAGGAUAAAAAUAUCAUAAACAAUGAAAUGUCAAUAAAGGAUUAUUUAGCAAUAAAGGAGGUAUAUAACACACCAAAUAUUUUUCCGCUGUUGGUACAUUCCUUAUGUCCAAGUAUAUAUGGUCAUGAAAUUGUCAAGGCCGGACUGAUGUUGAGCUUAUUUGGUGGAAAUGUAGAAAACUCAGAAUCACGAGAAAAUAUUCAUGUAUUAGUAGUUGGUGAUCCUGGUCUUGGAAAAUCGCAAAUGUUACAAGCCUGCGAGCGAAUUUCUGUCAAAGGUGUAUAUGUGUGUGGAAAUUCAAGUACAUCUUCUGGUUUGACAAUAACGCUAACAAAAGAAAAUAAAAAUAAUAAAUUUAAUUUAGAACCAGGAGCAUUAGUUUUAACAGAUAGAGGCUGUUGUUGUAUUGAUGAAUUUGACAAAAUGCAUAAACAACAUUCGGUUUUAUUAGAAGCUAUGGAACAACAAAGCGUAAGCAUUGCUAAAUCAGGAAUAAUAUGUUCUCUUCCUGCUAGAGCAUCAAUUCUUGCAGCUGCUAAUCCAAUUGGUGGUCGAUUUAAUAGAACUAAAACAGUACUGCAAAACUUAAAAAUGAGUGUUCCUCUCUUGUCACGUUUUGACCUAAUAUUUUCAUUAUUAGAUGAACCGAAUAAGCAUAUAGAUGAUUUAUUAUGUAAUCAUGUUAUGUCAAUUCAUGGUGAUUUCAACACAACUAAUAGUGUGCAAAGUAGUACAUCUCAACAUAUAAAUAUAUCACAUACAACUAAACUUUCAUUAAGAGAUAGACUGAAAGUUCCUAUAGCAGAAAAUACGAAUAUCAUUCCACAGUCAAUUCUCAGAAAAUAUAUUGCGUAUGCACGGCAAUAUGUUAAACCAAAGUUAACUAAAGAAGCAGCUAACAUAUUACAAAAUUAUUAUUUAGAGCUUCGAGAUCAGAAUAAUAAAGUUGGUGGUUUAUCUGUCUGUAAUAGACAAUUAGAAGCUAUGAUACGAUUAACAGAGGCUAGAGCAAAAUUGGAAUUACGUACAGAGGCAAUAGAAACAGAUGCUUUGGAUGUGAUAGAAAUUUUACAACAUACGUUUGAUGACAAAAUUACAAAUUGCCAAUCCUUAAGUACAAAAAAUAUAACUAAUCGAAAAAUUAAAGAAUUUAUAAAGAUAUUAAGAAAAGAAGCAGUUUCUAACAAUAGUAAGAUAUUUUCUAUGAAAAGAUUGCGUGAAAUCGUGUCGGAUAAGAAAAUUUUGAUGAGUGACUUCUCUGAAUUUAUUGGGAAAUUAAACGAAAACGGCAUUUUAUUGAAAAUGGAUAGUAAUACGUUCAAAUUUAUUUCUUUAGAUUAAGUAUAUAUAUAAUGUUUAUUAUAUUAUUUCAUUGUGUUUCUCAAGAUCUAAGUAAUUUAUGUUGUUACACUAAUUUUAGGACACUGUAAUUGUAAUAAACAAUAAAUAAUAUUUUGCAGUGAUCAGCAUUAAUGA